AUGAACAUCCUCAGCGUGUAUGACCUGAUUGUUCUCUUCAUAAUCUUCAACGUUGCUGAAGGGGCUCACUUAGCGCUCAAUCAACGCUACCAAGCCAUAGAAUUCCCGAAGGCCCGACAACUUUAUGCGGCCAGUCCAUCUCUCGAUCUCAAAGCAAGAGCAGAUCCGGGAACAUAUGCGUUAAAUAGAGAAGCAUCAUUCCACUUCAUACACGAAACUCUGGAGGAUGACGCGGAAUAUGUCUUCACCACCACACUCAAUGUGGUAUCUCAAUACCCACUAUUUGCCGUCGAGGCUCUAGACACCGACAUAGACAGCAUAUCUUGCUCGGAUUCUCAAAUUCGAUUGUCUAUCAGAACGCUUAGCCGAUCCAAAGUAUUAAAACAGGAGCUUGAGGCUGUCUCGGACUUCGUGAUCGUCACUUCUCAUAGGGGCUGUGACUUAGAAGGAGAAAGGUCCGUUCAUCGUGUCACAAAGACAACUGUUGAUCUUGACCGUCAAAUAUUUACCUUCAACAAAGUCAAGUAUGACUGGCAUGAUGCGUUCCACUCCACCAGGGUGUCCUUCUCUCAUAGGCACCGAUCGGGGAUUCAGAAACGCACAUAUACCCCACAUAAGAAACGACAGCAGGAGCACUCAGAUGCACCGACAAGCACCAAGGUAAUAGACGAUGGUGCUGCACCUUCUAUAUAUUUUCCAACGGCCCCUACGGCAACAUCAGAACUACCUUCGAUCGCGACGAAGUCACUCGACAAACAUUACAUUGACCAGAAGAUAUUUCCGCCAGAUAUUCCCGCUGCUGACAUACCGCAAGGAGUGAUAGUGACAUGUAAAAACUGCUCACUUCAGGGCAAUAUUGAGAUAACCAGGGGCUCAUUCAAUCUUUCCGGUAAUUCUAUCAAAGACACAGUAGCCUUUUUUGAUGACGGUGCGCUUGAAAUCAUCUCGAACGGCUUGUCCGCGCAUGUUGAGCUUGGACUCGACCUCUCGUUGAGCCAAUCCCUCGCUUCUCUGAACGUCUCACUUCCUACGAUUCCUCUCACCCCAUUCGAGAUACCAGGAGUAGUGGCUUUCGGGCCAAUAAUCCGUCCCGAUCUCACCUUCAGCGUAGAUCUGGUCGAAGAGAUCGGAUUCUCUUAUGGAUUUAACCUCUCGGUGCCCGACAACUCCAAGAUUAAGAUCAAUAUGGGUGAUCCUAGAAAUUCAUCCAUUACGGGUUUUGGUGAAACCAAGAUCCAUGCACUGCCAUUUCAAUCUACAUCAGCGUUGGCAUCCCUAAUUUUUAGUGUCACCUUCACACCUCAGAUCCUCCUCGGAAUCAGUACGGUGGAGGGGAUAGUAUCCGGAGGCAUUGGAGCAUUCGUCCAUCUGCCAAAGGUAUCUGUCAAUGCCACUCAACUGCACCAAGUCAAUGAAAAGUGCGAGGCCGUGAUCAGCAAAAAUGAAAGCGAAGAAAGCUCGCGAUCUGCCCUGGACAAUGUCUUCGACAACCUGAUGCAUAUAGCCCCUUCCGUGGACGUCAACAUGGGUGUCCUGGCCAACAUGCAGGUGGAUGUUGCCCAGAUCAGUGAAAGCGUCGCAGUCCAGACCGUGCUGGCAUCGACCUCCUAUCCUCUUCCUACCGUGUGUUUGAAUUUUGAUCCGAAGGGUCAUAGAUAUGGCGCUCCUUCGCGUAGUAAAUCAAGCGCUAGUGCAACGAAGGGAGCUGAUGCCGAUCAGCAAUCCGGCACAGCAAGAUUGGUAGAAGGGCCGAAUAUGGUAUUGCUAAGCAUUUUUACGGUUUCUCUUUUGUCUUGGAUAUUGUGGACGAACUGA
Molecule: messenger RNA, 1815 nt
Organism: Aspergillus alliaceus
Lineage: Eukaryota; Fungi; Ascomycota; Eurotiomycetes; Eurotiales; Aspergillaceae
Product: putative GPI anchored protein
Exons: 6
Coding region: 1-1815 (604 amino acids)
Source: RefSeq, a predicted model, not a curated record